Messenger RNA from Thelazia callipaeda (thelaziosis nematode), 531 nucleotides. The record is from the annotation of a GenBank genome assembly. NCBI's taxonomy places the organism in Eukaryota, Metazoa, Nematoda, Chromadorea, Rhabditida, Thelaziidae.
AUGGCAGAAUCGCUGCUCGAGCUGUCUAGCAAAAAACUUGCUAAAGGCAAAAUUUCUGAUGCACUGUCGAGCGAUAUUGCUAGUGAUGUCGUGAAGGAAGCUGUAACGCAUGAAGAAUUAAUUAAAAAAAUUGAAGGCUUGAAAUUUCACAUCGAACCGGAUCUCAUUCAUAUUGACGGUAUAGAGGAAAUAACGAAUGUGCAUGAAAUCACCAAUGAAAAUUCAUUUCCAAUUAUUUUUCGUGUCAAAGUUACUCACAAGAAUAUCUUCCGAGUUAAUCCUACUAACGGCAUUAUUGGUGCAAAAAAAACUUUGAUGCUGAAAAUAACACGUCUUGGAGUGGCACCACGAAGCGAUCGAUUUGAUGUCGAAGCGUUGCCAUAUAUUGAGGAAUUGCUGCAUCUCAGGAAAUCCACAAUACGGGUAGCACUGCAAGACAAGGUUCAGUGGUUCUUCAGUUUUGGUUAUAUACCUAUCGUAUGUUCCAUCAGUUACAAUUUGACUAGAAAAUAUGGAAAGUUAGGAACUUAA